GGUCAUCGAAAUAGGCUUGUUUGUUUACAUAUAUUGACAUUUGGAAUAUGCAAGGAUAUCGACAGUGAUUCACUAUUGCAAUAUUACUGUAAUUAUGAGAGUUGUUAUUUGCAAAAAAUCGUGACUUUCUCAAAACGGCGGAAAGAUCCUCGUUGGCGGUUGUUAGGUCGAGUUGCUGCAGCAGGAGACUGGCAAGAUGAUGGCCAACGAAAUAGAAAACCGGCAGAAGCUUCUGCGAGCUGUUAAAAAGGAGGUUAAACAGAUCAUGGAAGAGGCUGUCACAAGAAAAUUUGUCCAUGAAGAAAGUAGCAGUAUCACAUCACUCAGUGGUGCGGUGGAGGCUUGUUUACUCCAUGGACUUAAAAAGCGUGCUCUAGGCCUGUUUAAACACAGUACUACUACUGCCCUCCUUCAGAAAGUCUCCAAGAACUUUGAGCCUGGGGCAAUCAUCCUGAAGCUUCUCUCUGAUGUGGAGUCCAGCAAUGAUCCUAACAAAAAAAGUGUGGACAGUAACAAGAACCAGACAAAGAAGUCAUCACAGUACCAUCCAAGGUACCUCUGGAUCCGACUCGCCAUCUUUGAGAAACAACUGGCAAAAAUCCUCGACUAUCUGGUACAGAAUAACAGUAAAUACUAUGAAGAGGAAGCCCUUAUAUCAGAUCCAGUGGACGGACCAAUAUUUGCAUCAUUACUGGUUGGGCCUUGUGCACUGGACUACACUAAAAUGAAGACUUUAGAUCAUUACUGGACUGACCCUCCAGCUGACGAGCUUGUACAGAGACACAGAAUCCACUCCAGUACAAACCACUUGACAGCAGGACCCGGCUCACCGAAACGCCCAGGACUUCAGACACCUAACCUGGAUGUGUUACAGGUGCGACGUAACACCAGUUCCAGUAGUGAGGAGAGUUCCAAAAGUUUCCAUCUGUCAGCAAAAGACUAUGUCGAGAGUCUCCAUCAGAACUCUAAAACUACAUUAUUGUACGGCAAAAACAAUGUCCUGGUGCAGCCGAAGGAAGAUGUGGAGGCGUUAGCAGGCUAUCUGUCUCUACACCAAUCUGCUAUGGGACUGACAAUCAUGUGGACACCUAACCAGCUGAUGAAUGGCUGCUGUGAGGAAGAGAGUGAUGAAAAAGACAGAAGGGAAAGUAUUCCCCAAACUGAAACGGAAAGGCAGUCGUCUCUCUAACAUUUCACAAGAGGGCAGCACAAGCAGCUCCAGCACAGAGGAAGACGAGGCCACUGAUUACGUCUUUCGUAUCAUCACCACAUUUAGACCUUCCAGUAUUCCUCCAGAAAUGAUGGAUCCCAAAGCUAAGAUCAAGGGAGAGAACUUUUCAUGGGCCAACCGUAUCCCCCGCCUCCCAAGCCCUUUGGCCCAAUCAUCAGUACAGGACUACGCAAAAGCACAGGAGGAGCAGAACAACUCCUGUCUGUCCAAACAGGGUUCCAACCACAGAACGACUUUAAAACAACUUUGUGAUACUAUGAAGAAACAAAUCAUCUCCAGAGCUUUCUACGGAUGGCUAGCACAUUGCCGCCACCUGAAGACAGUGAGAACACACCUGUCCGGCCUUGUCCUUGGGUCAUUAGCAGUCACAGAUUCUGAUUACGACCUUUCAGCGGGACUGACUGAGGAGCAGUGGAAGUUUAUCAACAAGGACAACAUGGUAUCCGACCCCGCGGAGGUUUAUAGAUUGGUGUAUAACGGUGGAGUGGCACAUGAGAUCAGGAAAGAGGUGUGGCCUUACCUGCUGGGACAUUACUCCUUCAGUAGUACGCCAGAGGAGCGGGAAAAAGUGGACGAGAUCAUGCGUACAAUGUAUGAGCGCACAAUGUCUGAAUGGUUAGCGAUUGAGGCUAUUGUCAAACAACGUGAUAAGGAGAUCAUGGCAGCUAAUCUAGCUAAAUUAUCUUCCCAUAGCUCCGACGGACCAAUCCCGCUCGUACGCAAAGACUCUAGUCUAAGUAACGAUGUUUUUGAAUCUCAACAAAGUUUUGAUGAGUGGGAUGAUUUCUCACAUCCCGAGACUGUACCUGAAGAGAGCUCUGCUACAGGGACAACAUGUACCCCAACUCCAGAUAGGAAACAGAGUAUGGAGCUACACCUACAACAGUCUGAGGUCAUCGAAAAGAUGACACAGACAGAAAUAUUACUGGAGAAGAGGGAUUAUGUGUGUACAUCAUUUUCUGACAGUCCAGAUGAUGGACUGGGUGACUCUAUAGCACGGCAGAGUUCACAGGAGAGGUCAAAGUUAGAUUCAGCUGGCGAUUCUGAAGGUACAGAUAUCUCCCGUGCUGAUCGUGAGGGCAGUAUGGAACGCCACAUAAUUGUUACUAAGAUGUCCUGCUCCAUGGACAGUACAGAGGCUGACGAGGAGGAUGGUGGGGCAGAGUCAGAUGAUGAGGAUGAGGAUGAUGAUGAUGAUGAUGAUGAUGAUGAUGACGACAACGAUGAUAGAGAUGGUCUUUCAAGUCAAAGACAUUCCCUGACAGCAGAAAACACUGGAAAAACAUUUGAUGCUGAAAAUAUAGAUAACUUGAAACGCCUGUCUACAUCCCAUGAGAGUUUGAUAUCACCAGCUUCUCCUGCUUCAAAUGGGGGAAUAUAUUCGGCGGAGUUGUUGGACAACGUGGCAUUAAAUCUCCACAGAAUUGACAAGGAUGUACAGAGAUGUGACAGAAACUAUUGGUACUUUACCCCAGCCAACCUGGAGAAACUCCGCAAUGUCAUGUGCACGUUUGUGUGGGAACACCUUGAUGUGGGAUAUGUACAGGGGAUGUGUGACCUGGUGGCUCCCCUCCUUGUCGUCUUUGAUGAUGAGGCAAUGACAUACAGCUGUUUCUGUGAGCUGAUGAAGCGGAUGUCCUCUAACUUCCCGCAUGGUGGAGCCAUGGACACUCACUUUGCCAACAUGCGCUCCCUCAUACAGAUUCUCGAUUCAGAAUUAUUUGAGCACAUGCAUCACCAUGGUGACUACACACAUUUCUACUUUUGUUAUCGAUGGUUUUUACUGGAUUUCAAGAGAGAGUUGCUGUAUGAUGACGUGUUCUCUGUCUGGGAGACUAUCUGGGUUGCCAAGUACAUCAGCUCCCCUCACUUUGUGCUGUUCAUAGCUCUAGCCCUGGUCGAGUUCUACCGUGACAUUAUUCUGGACAACAACAUGGACUUCACUGACAUUAUUAAGUUCUUCAAUGAAAUGGCCGAGAGACACAAAGCCAAACAAGUGCUGAAGAUUGCCAGAGAUCUAGUUCACAAACUGCAGACCCUUAUAGACAACAAAUGAUUCUAGAGAGCACAUCAGCAGUGGCUGAGGACGAGCUGAUAGACACCAAACAUUGUGUUAAUGUCACAACAGCUGAUGGACACCACACAUUGUAUGUUAAUGUCACAACAGCUGAUGGACACCACACAGUGUGUGUUAAUGUCACAACAGCUGAUAGACACCAAACAUUGUGUUAAUGUCACAACAGCUGAUAGACACCACACACUGUGUUAAUGUCACAACUGAUGGACACCACACAUUGUAUGUUAAUGUCACAACAGCUGAUGGACACCACACAUUGUAUGUUAAUGUCACAACAGCUGAUGGACACCACACAGUGUAUGCUAAUGUCACAACAGCUGAUUGACACCAAACAUUAUGUUAAUGUCACAACAGCUAAUGGACACCACACAUUGUGUGUUAAUGUCACAACAGCUGAUGGACACCACACAUUGUAUGUUAAUGUCACAACAGCUAAUGGACACCACUCCUUUUGUGUUAAUGUCACAACAGCUGAUUGACACCACACAGUGUGUUAAUGUCACAACAGCUAAUGGACACCACUCAUUGUGUGUUAAUGUCACAACAGCUGAUGGACACUACAAUGUAUGUUAAUGUCACAACAGCUGAUGGACACUACAAUGUAUGUUAAUGUCACAACAGCUGAUGGACACUACAAUGUAUGUUAAUGUCACAACAGCUAAUGGACACUACAAUGUAUGUUAAUGUCACAUGACAAAGCCCUGUAAAUUUUAUGCUAUGUAUUAUUUAACAAUAAAACAUUGGGAUCGGUGAGGCCUUGGAGUAACAAACUGUAUCAUAAUUCAAUCAGUCUAAUUCUAGAUGAUGAUGAUGAAGAUGAUGAUGAUGAUGAUGAUGAUGAGGAUGAUAUCUAGGUUAGGCUUCACCAGGUGACCCUGGUGUACUCUAGUUUUGAGGAUGAGGGCUGUUGUCCCUCCAUCAGUGUGAUUAGAUAUAAUUAAUUGUGUACAUGACUUCAAGUCUAUUGCUGUUUUAACUUUAAAGAUACACAAAAUCUGGAAUAUUGAAUGUUAAUGACAAAUGUAUGUAAAUGUUUGUUUCUUGUCUUGUUUUUGCCAAGAAGACAAUGUGCAAUAUGUGCUUAUGAAAUACAGUCAAAUAAUGUCUGUCAAAUCUCUUUCUCAAAUGUGUAAUUGAUUGAGAUUUCAAACAAGAGUUGAGGACAUACUCCCAAUCAUGAUAAAUUGUUCUAAGGAUUGAAACUUUUAGAAAUAUGCAUUUAUUUAUAGAAAACCUGAAAGUAUCACAAAGCUAUGUAAUGUUUGGGUGAAUGAAUAUGUAUGUAUGGACAGUUAACGGAUGUGGACAGUGUAAAAUACGAAGUUUGUUAUCUGUGAGCAAAGCUUAAGAUCAGUACUACAUUCCUGGGAUAAUUCCUAAUAUGUCUGAUGCCUGUUAGAGGGCAGCACUGCAUUCCAGGGACGAUCCCUAUCAUGUAUGAUGCCUGUUAGAGAGCAGAACUACAUUCCAGGGACGAUCCCUAUCGUGUCUGAUGCCUGUUAGAGGGCAGCACUACAUUCCUGAGAUGAUGUGUUUUAACCAGUAUAAAUUUAUCAGUAUCCAUUUCAAUGGUAAGGGCAUAGUGCAAUACUGUUUGUUUGUUUGGGCUGUGUUUCUGCUUAAACUCCAACUGUAGCCUAUGUUUAAACAUUAACAAUAAGCCCAUGUAUAGUAAUAAGCCUACCCACCUAUAUUGCUGUUUUAGUAGUUGUUUGAUUGUCCAGUUAUUUGCCCACACACUGACUUGAAGUCAUAAAUUUUGUGUUGGCCCUCUGCAGGAUAGUUACAGUAUUAGAGAUGGGUCUGCCAAUUAUCAUUUACAUUUUAUUUUUUGAUCAAUUAAAACCAAAUUCCUGCUUGGAUUUGUUUGGUGUGAUAAGUAAAUUAGUUGUGACAAAAAGAAAAAAAAAGCUACAGUGAGAUUCCUACAAAAAUGUUAAAUCUCACUUUAAUGUCUAAUACUAGCAUAGUAGAUAAACAAUUGGAGUGUGUCAGUUGAAGUAGUAGCAGGAUCAGAUUUGUUUCCUUUAUCAUAAGGAAGUAUUCCAGUUGCAGCUUGUUUACUAUAAGUCACAAUGUGUAACAUUUAUACUUGGUUGAUUGUUAUAUAUAUGAUAUAAUUAUAUUUUUACAUCUUUUCUGGUUGUGAGAAUUUUAAGAUAUUUUUUUGCUUAAAAUGUGAUAUAUCUGAUGUUUUGUAUAAAAUCUCUGAGUAAGAAGAGAUAUUCAUCUUCAAGGUUUAUUGUUCAGUUAAAUGAAAUCCUGCUUUAAUAGGUGUUGUAUCAAGGUACAAACUAAUAUAUCUAUUGUUCAUAGAAUAUCAUUCAAUUACACAGUGAAAAUAUGUUUUAUACACUUUGUUAGCUCACAUGCCCGUGGCUUGGCAUCCGUUGUCCGUCUCCUGUUGGCCAUUAGUCUGGCAUCAAUUUUUCUGUUUAAACAACUUUUUUUCGAUAGCCAAGAGGCCCACAAAUCUGAUAUUGAACCUGUAGCAUGAUGGGAUAAGGCCUGCAGCUUGCUGGGAUGAAUGGCCACCAUGUUCAAUAAAUGACAUUGUCCCAUUUUUACAGGGGUCAUAUGACAUGCCAAAGUCUUUUUGUGACUUUUUUUCAAUAACCAUGAAACCUGAUAUUGGGCAUGUACAUAUGUAGCAUGCAUGGAUGAAGGGAUACCUAGUUUGUUCAAGUGAACAACAAAUGUUUUAUUUCUGAGUCAAAAGCAAGAGAGCUGGGUUCAUGAUAUGGGUCAGUAGUAUGUUUUGAUGAAGAGCUUCACAAAUUGUGUAAAUGAAUACACUCAUGCUCUCCAGGUGAAUGACAUACAUCAACUGUACAGUUACUGUAGUAGCAGGUGAGCGAUACAGGUCUAUUGGCCUCUUGUUUUUUAUGGAUUGUGUUAUUAGAAUUUCAUACCUUUUUUUUAAUUGAUUAAGUUGCCAAAACGUUUUUUUGAAACUGUUUAAAUAUAAUUUAUCAUUGAAGGGACCAUUGUAACUAAAUAUGUUAUUAAUAACGCCAGUUUCACACUGCCAAGAGUUUUGAGCCUAAGAUCUAAUAAACAUGCAAUGAUAUAGAUUAUUAUAAAGUAGGCAACCAUGCAAUUAUCCAUCUUAAAAUACAUUCAAUGAUCAGCAUGUAUAUAGUGCCAUUAUAUUGUGAAAAAUGUCGCUAAAAUUGAGACUUAAAAAUGACAUUAAAUGUAACCUAUUAUCAGGACGUAUGAUAUAUAUACCUAUAGAUACAAGCAUUCGCUGACGAAAGCAUGAAUGGCCUGGCUGUUCCUUGUGGUAUAGGGGUAAACAAAAAAUCAGUAGUUGCUUCAGAAGAUUUCAUUCCUUAUCUUGAAAAAAAUCUGGCCUUUAAUAGAUCUAGUUUAAUGUUUCCAAAGUUUCAUUGUUCCUUACUUCAUUAUUUUUUAAGAAAAAUAUAAACAUUCUGUAAGACUCCACUAAACUGACUAGUCAUCAGAUACAAUGUGUGGCAAUGCUGUUUUUUGAUUGGUUCCUACAGUUGGUGUGUCAGUGCUGCCAUGGAAACCUGGUAUGUUUAUAUAUGUUAUCAUGUUGUUAGUAUUCCACAACUAAUUGAAAUGUUAUAUUGUCUACAAUAAUGUAUGUGAUGAUCAAAAUAAUUUAAUGAUAUAUUGAUGUUGAUUUAGAUUUUAUCCCUAACAUAUCACAAUGGAUUGUCUAUGUCUCUGAUGUGGAUUAGUCCAUGUGAUAUGGCGGGGAUGGAACUCCUAUUGUGUAAUAUAAAUGAUGUUAUAAUUAAUGUGAAUGACCAAACAUUGAUGGAUAUAGAGAUGCUGUAACUCUAUGCGACACAUGUAUGAGACUGUAUAUAUAUAUAUAUAUGUAAGCCUGUACAUACAAUGGAGAUAUAUUUAUAAACCUAUAAUCCCAUUUUAUUUUGGUAGUCGUGUACAUAAGGUCUUGAGCGUGUUGAGAUUCUUUGUACAGUGUAAGUUGAAUGUCUUGUGAUAUAUUGUAUUAUAUAUACCUGGUAGGGAAAAUCUUCUUCAAGUUUGAUAAGUAAUUGGGCCAAACAAACUUAUAGCUACAUGUAUGUUUCCUGGUUUUUCAGAUGUAUGGUGUCAUGCAAGUUAUUGGGGUAAAUUUGAUACGGUGUACUAAUAAAUAAUAUGUGGAUCUUUUAAACAUAUUACACAACUACAUAAUUCUCUUUUAGGACAUUUUUCAAGACAUUCCUUUAAUAAUCACCUGACAGUAAAGUUCAGGAAGUUCAGGCACUUUGGACAAUUUAGUCAUUUUUUUUUUCUUAGAUAACAUGGUUAAAGUUAUGGUGAGGUACAUAAGCAAAAGUAUUCUGUGUUCAACUGUUUUUAGGUCACCUGAGACGAAGUCUCAAGUUAUUCUAACCACCUUUUGUCCGUCAUCAUCCGUCCAUAAACAAUUUACAUUUUCGACUUCUCCAACACCGCUGAACCAAAUUCAAUCAAAUUUGGCAUGAAGCUUCCCUGGCCAAAGGUCAACCAAAAUUGUGAAUUAUAAUGGUCCCAACCCCCCCCCCAGGGGCCUGAGGGGCGGGGCCAACAAAGGUCAAUUAAACUUAAAUAUUUCAAAACUCAGGUGACUGUGAAGGCCCAUGGGCCUCUUGUUAUUAACAUAAAUCCGCUGGUCAAUUUAGAUAUUUUUGAUCCUGCAGUAUUUUAGAGUACAAACUUUUGUCUCAUUUAAUUGGAAGCAUUGGAGGCAAUAU
Messenger RNA from Pecten maximus, 8026 nucleotides. Its product is annotated as small G protein signaling modulator 1-like. Gene Ontology annotation, biological process: activation of GTPase activity. The record is from RefSeq and is a predicted model, not a curated record. NCBI's taxonomy places the organism in Eukaryota, Metazoa, Mollusca, Bivalvia, Pectinida, Pectinidae. Gene Ontology annotation, molecular function: GTPase activator activity.